AUGCCGACAUCGCUACACCACGUGGCGCUGGUGGGCGAGAGGGCCGGCAGCGGCGUGAAGAUAACGUCAUCGGGCGCGGCGGGCGACUCGAGUCUGGACGAGUGCGCCACAUUCCAGCUGCUGGCGUCGGACGUGGUGGUCUCCAACAUCAUCUUCGAAAACGCGCACGGACCGGGCAAACAGGGCGGAGACGAGGACCAAGCCUUGGCAAUAAAGGUCUCCGGCACGCGCGUCGCCUUCUAUGGAUGCACGUUCCUCGGAUAUCAGGACACCCUUUACGCGGCGACUGGCUUGCAGUAUUACCAGGGCUGCAACAUCCACGGGCGCAUGGACUUCGUGUUCGGCAACGCCAAGGCCGUGUUUGAGGACUGCAACUUCCGUCUCGUCUACUGGGGCGGCGCGUACUUCGCGCAGGCGCGCGGGAAGGAGCAGAACACGGGUUUCGUCAUCAAGGGCGGCUCUCUCCGCCCGUAUGGUAAAGGCCCCAUCAAGCCCGGUUACCUUGCGCGUUCAUGGGGCGAUUAUUCGACCGUCAUUUUCGUCAACACUUAUUUCGCCGCGGCCUCCGUUCGCGCGGAAGGUUGGAGUUACGUGAGUGGUUACAAGGACAUGGACACGGUUACAUUCGGCGCAUACAGUUGCUCUGGACCGGGCUACAAUGCAAGUGCGUGGGAGAUAGGGACGGAAAUGAGCGCGGAGGAGGUGAAGCCGUACUUGAGCAACGACUACAUCAACAAAAUGAACUGGAUCGCGGAUCCCGCGGCCGUAACCCGAGGCGUUGCGGAAACGGCGGCUGCAGCCAAGAAAGGCAACAGUAAGAAUAAGAAGGAAGCUGCAGGCAGUGUGACACCGGCUCAGACCUCCAGUGGUACCCAGAAGCAGCCUGCCAAGAAACAAGGAGCGGAUUCGGCUAGAAACGCGGACACUGGCAAGCCAAGCACGAACGGCGGUGCCGGACCUAGAAGCAGCAACAGCGCAAGUGGCAACAGCAGUGGAAAGGGCAAAAAGGGUACAACGGGAGUGGGCGAGUCUCCUCCUGCGCCCAGUGGCAGCAGCAGUGCUGGGUCCUCUGGAAAGACGAAGCAACCGUCUGACACCAGCAGGCCUGUUCCUGCCACACCUGAUAGCAAGAAGGGGAAAAAGAAGGAGCACCUAUCUGAGGUGACAGCACCUCCCGCUGCUCCUGCUGCUGGGAAGAAGGGAAAGAAGGUGCCCCCAGCUGAAACGACAACACCUCCCGCUGCUCCUGCUGCUGGGAAGAAGGGAAAGAAGGUGCCCCCAGCUGAAACGACAACACCUCCCGCUGCUCCUGCUGCUGGGAAGAAGGGAAAGAAGGUGCCGCCAGCUGAAACGACAGCACCUCCCGCUGCUCCUGCUGCUGGGAAGAAGGGAAAGAAGGUGCCCCCAGCUGAAACGACAACACCUCCCGCUGCUCCUGCUGCUGGGAAGAAGGGAAAGAAGGUGCCCCCAGCUGAAACGACAACACCUCCCGCUGCUCCUGCUGCUGGGAAGAAGGGAAAGAAGGUGCCCCCAGCUGAAACGACAACACCUCCCGCUGCUCCUGCUGCUGGGAAGAAGGGAAAGAAGGUGCCCCCAGCUGAAACGACAACACCUCCCGCUGCUCGUGCUUCUGGGAAGAAGGGAAAGAAGGUGCCGCCAGCUGAAACGACAGCACCUCCCGCUGCUCCUGCUGCUGGGAAGAAGGGAAAGAAGGAUCCGUCUGCUGAUGGUAGCUCUAGCCCCCCUGCCGCCCCUCCCCCUGGGAAAAAAGGGAAACAUAAAGAUCAACCUGCUGAAGUAGUGAGCCCACCUGCACCCCCUGCACCGACCAAAAAGAAGGGAAGCGGAGAGAACAGCACAGGCAGUGGUGCUACUGAAAGUCCAGGGAAGACUGGAUCAGCGGGCAAGACGAAGAAAACGACUCCACCGCCCCCUGCUGAUGAGGACAACACGAGCAGCGGCAGCAACAGCAGCAGUGGGGGAGAAUCAGGAUCAAGUGCGGGUGGGACAACCGAGGAGCCAACAAAGAAGAGGAAGGGGUUGUUUGGGAGGAGGAAGAAAGAUAAGAGUGGCAAUGGGGACAGCAGCAACGGAGACAGCAGUGGGGAUGGAGCUGGAGACGAGCCCAGUGCUGCGGAUGGGGCGAGUGGAGGGAAUGGAACAGCCCCAGCGAAGGAGGAUGGCAAGGCGAAAAAACUUUUUAAGAAGCUGUUUGGAUGA
Closterium sp. Naga37s-1 is the source of this 2220-nucleotide messenger RNA. NCBI's taxonomy places the organism in Eukaryota, Viridiplantae, Streptophyta, Zygnematophyceae, Desmidiales, Closteriaceae. The record is from the annotation of a GenBank genome assembly.